AUGGAGAUCUCCCUGGACGCGCUGCUGGGCGUGCAGCGGCACGGGCAGGACCUGGCCUACAGGCUCACGCAGGGCGUCUCGGGCCUCCUCCUCCACGUGCAGCCGCCGCAGCUCCCGUGGCCCGCCCCGCAGCUGCCGCUCAAGCUCAUCCCCUUCGACAUCGAGCUCCCCGUCGUGCCCUUCGUCAGCGGCGGGAGCGUCGACCUCCCUGCCGUGGCCGUCGCCUCCUUCAUCGAGAUCGGCGGCCGGCUCGGGCAGGCGGGCUCCGACCUCGGCGCCUCCGUCGGCGGCGCCGUGCAGCAGCUGUCGCGGCAGAUUCCUGUGCCAUUCCGCGCGGAGGGCGCCCGGCGCCGGAACUGGGAGGGGGCCGCUGCGCCGCCAACGCCUGCAGCGGUGCACGAGGGGGUAGCUAGCAGGAGAUGA
This is a messenger RNA of Hordeum vulgare subsp. vulgare (domesticated barley), 423 nucleotides long. RefSeq lists its product as uncharacterized. Lineage: Eukaryota; Viridiplantae; Streptophyta; Magnoliopsida; Poales; Poaceae. The record is from RefSeq and is a predicted model, not a curated record. The transcript has a single exon. Bases 1 to 423 code for a protein of 140 amino acids.